This is a messenger RNA of Capsella rubella, 972 nucleotides long. RefSeq lists its product as uncharacterized. The record is from RefSeq and is a predicted model, not a curated record. Gene Ontology annotation, molecular function: oxidoreductase activity. NCBI's taxonomy places the organism in Eukaryota, Viridiplantae, Streptophyta, Magnoliopsida, Brassicales, Brassicaceae. The transcript is spliced from 8 exons. The coding region runs from base 65 to 790 and encodes 241 amino acids.
AGACAAUGUAGAAAAAAGUUGGAGAGGAUGGGAUAUAACAUCAUCGUGCUUGGUUGGUGUGGUUAUGUUUCGUAGUUGUCUCUCCCUUAGAGGCUCACCAUCUUCUUUGCUCCAAUCUUUUCCAGGAAAAAUCCUUAUGGCUGCAUCUGUGAGCAACACCGCUUCGAAAAAGCUUAUUCAAAUCGAUGUAAGCUCGGAUUCGGUGUGUCCAUGGUGCUUUGUAGGCAAGAAGAAUCUUGACAAAGCCAUUGAUGCAUCUAAAGAUCAAUACAACUUUGAGAUUCGAUGGCGUCCAUUUUUCCUUGAUCCAUCUGCACCAAAAGAAGGUGUGAGUAAGAAAGAGUUUUAUAGACAGAAGUAUGGAAACAGAUAUGAAGGAAUGUUUGCUAGAAUGUCCGAGGUCUUUAAAGGUCUUGGCUUAGAGUUUGACACAUCCGGUCUCACUGGCAACAGUCUUGAUAGUCAUAGACUAAUUCAUUAUGCGGGUAAACAAGCGCCCGAGAAACAGCAUAAUCUUGUUGAGGAAUUGUUUAUCGGUUACUUCACGCAGGGGAAGUACAUUGGUGACAGGGAGUUUUUGGUUGAGACGGCUAAAAAGGUUGGGAUAGAAGGAGCAGAAGAAUUACUCUCAGACCCUAACAAUGGAGUCACAGAGGUGAAAGAAGAGCUUGCAAAGUAUUCGCAAAAUAUCAGCGGUGUUCCAAAUUACACGAUUAACGGGAAGGUGAAACUGAGUGGUGCACAACCGCCCGAGACAUUCCAGAACGCGUUUAAAGCGGCCUCAGCUUGAAAUAACAAACAGUGAACUCAAGAGUUGUUGAAGUAUUUAUGUCCAUGGAGAUUGUCUGCUUCUUUUGUUUGAACUUUAAGUUUUGACUUUUUCAAUAAGUUGGUGUAAUAAGAUAGAUUUGGUCUUUGAUGGUUUGCCUAAUAAUUCAAACAAGUUGAAUAUAAAAACACAACAUUCCUCCU